Molecule: messenger RNA, 1137 nt
Organism: Cladophialophora bantiana CBS 173.52
Lineage: Eukaryota; Fungi; Ascomycota; Eurotiomycetes; Chaetothyriales; Herpotrichiellaceae
Exons: 2
Coding region: 1-1137 (378 amino acids)
Source: RefSeq, a predicted model, not a curated record
AUGCCUACUAUCAAGAAGCUCUGCCGCGUUUUAGGCAUCUCGCACCCUGAGGACCAAUCUACAUGCAUCGGAUACUGUGUCAACAAACCGACCUGCCGAAAUCUAGUAGCAGGGGCAUCUCGUUCCGCGGCUACAAGGGAACUUGUGGAUAUCUGCGAUGCUCUGGCGCGGGGGGUCAACCCCUCAAGGCUAGGAGCGCAGUUGCAAAAUGUAGCAAAACUGCUUCAUUGCAAAAGGAGUAGAGACCACCAGAGCCAGGCACCCUCGAAAGCCCAGAAAUGGGGUGACAGAGUGAUCGAAUAUGUGGAGGAAAGACAGGAUGCAGGACGCUACAUAAGGGUUCAGCCUCGAAGGUCUACUUCUUCUAGUCAACGCCAGCUCGGCAACAUCCAUGUCGUAUCACCGACGAGAACAGCAAUAUCGCUCUCAUCAAUCGGAGACGAGGACCUUCUCGGCGAGUUGGCCGCCCGCUUCGAGUUACGAAGUCAGACAAUCAGGUCCAUUGAGGCCAUUAUGGCCGGCUCCUAUUACCGAAUGGACAACCGAACGGCACUGUCGCCAGCCACUGAAGCAGCCUCUGGAAGACAUGGCGGUGACGUAUAUGAUGAAGAGGGAUAUUCCUCAGAUGAGACAUCCGGCGAAGACGAAUACUCUUCAGAUGAAGAGUCCGAAGAAGAACCAUCUUCGGACGCGAGAUUCCUAAGACAUGCCGCCUCCGGGCAUGCUGCGCGACCUGUCCUUCCACCACCAUCUCCCCCUCGCGGACCGUUGCUCUCGUCGUCAUCGUCAGGAGGUAGCGGUAGCGGUACCCGCACUUCCCGCUCCUCGUCUUCGUCUUCAUCCUUGUCCCGGACCAGCCGCGCAACAUCCCCAUCCUCGUCCCCUGCCGAAUCCGAAUGCGGUAUCUGCCUGUGCGGCAUGCCAUCUCAGAACCAAAGGCAAAGCAACAGUAGCAUCUGGCGCUGUGCAACGUGCCACAACGCCACGCACGCCAUCUGUUUUGAUGAGUGGAUGGCAAGGUCCACCAGGGAUCGCGUGACAUGUAUUUACUGGUACGUUCUCUCGUCCCAUCCUCUCGUCUCAGUCCUUGAGAGAUAUGUGAAGAAGAAGUACACCCAAAGUUUUUACAUGUUCUAA